Molecule: messenger RNA, 3022 nt
Organism: Linum tenue
Lineage: Eukaryota; Viridiplantae; Streptophyta; Magnoliopsida; Malpighiales; Linaceae
Source: the annotation of a GenBank genome assembly
ACAGUUUCGGAGUGGUUAAGAAAAUGUGAUCACUUCCCACAAUUCCCAUCAGUUGGAUUCUCAGACGUUGAUGUUCCUUACUCUCUUUUGCCUUGUCAAAAGGCUAAAACACACACAAUUCUUUCCUUCCGAUCCAACAGAGAGAAAUACAAGGGCGAAAGAAAGAGAGAGAGAGAGAGAGAGAGAGCAAAGGCGGAAAAUAGGCGAUAGAACUUCAUUCCAGACGCAUUCCAUUUGUAACACUUUUUCUCAAACACCUUGCGGACAAAAUUUUCCAAGCUCCUUCUUCCUCCUCCUCCUCCUCCCCUCCUUUGCAUCUUAGAUUUUGUUUCCCCAUUUUGCACUAGAGACAAAAAGGGUUUCCACUCCCCCAGAGCAUUAUUCAUUCAUUCGCUCCCCCUUCCUGGAAAUUCCAUUUUUAAUUUAUGCUUGGAAAAAUUCGAUCUUUCCCCGUUUAGCUCAAUCUCUUGAUCUUAGCAAGCAAAACCCGGAGGAGAAAAAGCUUGUCGAUUCUCGGGUUGUUUUACUGUGGGGGAAGGAAAAAUGAUGCAGAUGCGAAGACCGCCACGGGUUUCGAUGAGUCGCUGCUUAGGGGUUUUCUUAUUUAUUGGGUGCUUUCUGGUGCCGGCUUCUCUGGCGAGAUUCAUCGUCGAGAAGAACAGCCUGAGAGUGACAUCGCCGGAGAAGAUAAAGGGCACCUAUGACACUGCGAUAGGCAAUUUCGGGAUACCUAAAUAUGGGGGUAGCAUGGCGGGUGUUGUGGUGUACCCAAAGGACAACAAGAACGGCUGCAGGGAAUUUGCGGACUUUGGGAUUUCUUUCAAGUCCAAGGCUGGAGCCUUGCCCACUUUCGUUUUGGUGGAUCGUGGAGAUUGCUUCUUUGCGCUUAAGGUUUGGAAUGUUCAGAAAGCAGGGGCUUCGGCUGUCUUGGUUGCUGAUGACAUUGAUGAAGCAUUGAUAACCAUGGACACACCUCAAGAAGAUGGUUCAUCGGCAAAAUAUGUUGAGAACAUAACAAUACCUUCUGCUCUUAUUGAGAAAAGCUUCAGCGACAUACUGAAGAAAUCACUGAGCAAUGGUGAUAUGGUGAAUGUAAAUCUUGAUUGGAGAGAAGCUGUUCCUCAUCCUGAUGAUCGAGUGGAAUACGAGUUGUGGACCAACAGUAAUGACGAAUGUGGUGUCAAAUGUGAUAUGUUGAUGGAGUUUGUGAAGGAUUUCAAGGGUCCAGCUCAGAUACUUGAGAGAGGCGGGUACACUCAGUUCACUCCUCAUUACAUAACGUGGUACUGCCCACAGGCAUUUACGUUGAGCAGACAGUGCAAGUCACAAUGUAUAAAUCAUGGGAGAUAUUGUGCUCCUGAUCCUGAACAGGAUUUCAGUAUUGGCUAUGAAGGGAAAGAUGUCGUUCUCGAGAACUUAAGGCAACUGUGUGUUUAUAAAGUAGCAAAUGAGACUCAUAGACCCUGGACAUGGUGGGACUAUGUAACCGAUUUCCAGAUCAGAUGUCCAAUGAAAGAGAAGAAGUACAACAAGGAGUGUUCUGAUAGUGUUAUUAGAUCUCUUGGACUUGAUAUGAAAAAGAUUGAGAAGUGUAUGGGAGAUCCAGAUGCUGAUUCUGAUAAUCCUGUUUUGAAAGAAGAGCAAGAUGCCCAGGUUGGCAAAGGAACUAGGGGUGAUGUAACUAUACUGCCUACUCUUGUUGUCAACAAUCGACAAUAUCGAGGAAAGCUGGCGAAAGGUGCUGUUCUGAAAGCCAUAUGUUCUGGUUUUGAGGAAACAACUGAACCAGCUGUUUGCUUGACUGGCGAUGUUGAGUCAAAUGAAUGCUUAGAGAAUAAUGGUGGUUGCUGGAAAGAUAAUGUUGCAAACAUCACUGCUUGCAAGGAUACAUUUCGUGGGAGGGUAUGUGAAUGCCCCCUUGUUGACGGUGUGCAGUUUAAAGGAGAUGGAUACAGUCACUGUGAAGUGAGUGGACCGGGAAGGUGCAAGAUAAACAAUGGUGGAUGUUGGCAUGAAUCUCGAGAAGGACAUGCAUUCUCUGCCUGUUUGGAUGUUGAUGGGGGUAAAUGUCAGUGUCCUUCUGGAUUUAAGGGCGAUGGCAAAAAUAGUUGUGAAGAUAUUGAUGAAUGUAAGGAAAAGAAAGCAUGUCAGUGUGCUGAAUGCAGCUGUAAGAAUACUUGGGGAAGUUACGACUGCAGUUGCAGUGGAGGUCUGCUUUAUAUUAGAGACCAUGAUACCUGUAUAGGUGAGUUUGUUUGCAGCAAAACUAGAAACUCAAACCGCUAUGAAACGUCCAUUUUGUGGGCAGCUUAUUCUCUCUAUCCUUGAUGAGCUUACUGCAGGUAAGGCAGCGGCUAGUAAUGAAGUGAGAUCUGCAUGGGCUGCUGUUUGGGUAAUCUUUAUUGGCUUGGGAAUGGCUGCUGGUGGUGGAUAUCUCAUCUACAAGUACCGAUUGAGGUCGUACAUGGAUUCGGAGAUCAGGGCGAUAAUGGCACAGUACAUGCCUCUUGAGAGUCAAGCAGAAGUGCCGAAUCACCUCGGUGACCAACACGCUUGAAGAGUGUUGCAGAGGCGAUCGAGGUGAAUCCAUGGCGUCUAAUAGAUUACUCAGGGAAACUAUUUGAGACCAACCAACCAGGGGGCAAUGUGUGGUUUUAUACGCUGAGAGCCCUUGUAUGUUCAUCAGUCAACUCAAGGAACGAAUAUUGGGUGUCUGUAAUGUUGACAAAUAAAGGGAAUGGUGAUGUCACAAAGUUGUUGCUGUUGUUUGUUAGUAGUAGUAGUAACUAGUAAGUAGUAGACAUGUAACAACGUUUGCUAUUAGGGGGAUUGGGAGAGACUAACUCGGAUUUUGUUUUUGUUUAUUUCCCCUUUGACGAGUUUUUUUUUUUUACCUUUCUGCCGUCUCCAUAACCCAGUCAGUCUGCAUUUUAUCAUAUGGUGAUAUUACUGUAAUCCACUUUCCUUACCUUUCGUGUAGAGCAGAAGAGCUGAUAGCAAUACUAUUAUGAAAUAAGCUGAC